Arabis nemorensis is the source of this 921-nucleotide messenger RNA. The record is from the annotation of a GenBank genome assembly. NCBI's taxonomy places the organism in Eukaryota, Viridiplantae, Streptophyta, Magnoliopsida, Brassicales, Brassicaceae.
AUGUUGUGCUAUAACAUUGUGCUAGAAGAUCUUGUUAUCUUCCUCCGUCUUCCACUGAGAUUCCUUUCUUAUACUACCCCGUUGUAUGACGAUAAUGUAUUCUUUGUUUUAUUCAUUGAGUUGAGGAGGGAGGGAAAGUGCGUGCUAAACUCGGUUGAGAGGGAAUUGCUGGAGAUGAAGGGAAAGGCCGUUGAAAAGGGAAUCCGCAGUGGUGAUACAUCAUUCUCUGCGAGACUGCUUGAUGCCAUUGUUAGUGGAUGCUUACUAAUUGUAGGUAGUGACGAGUUGGAGUUACCUUUAGGAGGACUGCUUGACUACGGGAAGAUUGCUGUGAUCUUUUCUCCCAGCGAUGCAACUCAGGCUUGGUUGGUGGCUUGUGAAUCCUCCCUUGUCCUUGUAGUCAUCAAGCACUGCAGAACAAAGCUCAUAGCUCCUGAAGCUUCAAGAGACAAAUUUAGAAACUUCAGAUAUGUUUCAACAUUAUGCGAAGAAAUGGCGAUAACAAUGAUGAUUAGAACAUGGGCUCAUCCUGCAAAGGCGGCGCACUGGAAAAAGUGGCAAACUGAAGAAGGAACUAGAGAUUCCAAGUCCCAAUUGACACUAUCCAUUUUACAUAUGCAAGAUGCAGCUUCUUGUACUGCAGUCUUACUGCUAGACAGACACCAAAGGGUACUGGAUAAGCAUGUUCAGUUGGCUGUUGAAGGAAGUGCGUGUGCUAAGAUAUUAUCUCGUAUCACCGAUGAUGAGUCUACCAUUCAGGAUCUUGUGUGCAAAACUUUCUAUGAGUUCUGGAUUGAGGAACCUCCAGGGCAUCAUACACAAUUCUCUAGUGAUGCUAGUUCCAUUCCUGUGGAAGUGGAAAAUAAUACAAAGCAAAUAGUUGGUAUGUUAAGGAGGACCCGUAUCAGCAGCUUCUUGUAA